Molecule: messenger RNA, 1464 nt
Organism: Ostertagia ostertagi
Lineage: Eukaryota; Metazoa; Nematoda; Chromadorea; Rhabditida; Trichostrongylidae
Source: the annotation of a GenBank genome assembly
UUGGUUAGAUGUUGGACUGUAACUAAAUUUUUUCAUUUAGGUGGAACAAAAUGGGGUGAUCGUGGUCAUUACGUCUUACCGACCGUUCUUGCAGAAGUGGAUCAUCGUAUGGCUAUUGCCAGGGAAGAGAUUAUUGGGCCGGUCAAGAAAUUGAUACGUUUUGAGUCGAUGGAGGAUCUGCUCAAAAAGUCCAGCGUCGCCCAGAACGCCCCACCUGCCGCCGUAAUCACGAAAGAUGCCGAUAACGCUAAACAUAUCGCCCAGAAGACGUCAUCUGGAUCAAUAUGGGUGAACGGCGAAAGUCGAGGUAAAAGUGGUACUGUCAUGGACACGAAUAAAUAUUUAGAUUCUACUUCGGCUGGACGCAAUCUAUUCGAUGGUGAUGAUAGCCCGGAUCUGCUCAAGCGACUGGAAGCACAGGAAAGUCUUCCUUCUUACAUUAAGCUGUUGAUUGGUGUCCUGAUUGAAACUAAAAAAGAGAUUUCUGAUCUAAGUCGUCUCUGUGAUUCCAUCCUCGCCGAGAAUAAAGUUCUUCGAGAGGAGAACGAAUCUUUGAAGUCCCAACUAAACAUUUUGUUACCAUCUCCAGGUGUGAGCGCCUCAAAAGAAUUUAGUUCCAGUUCCUCUCAAACGCAGAACGCGGAUUCGAGUUCAUCAAAAAUCGAUCCUGAUAUGAGUCGUUCGAUUGUGGUCUCGGGCGUUCCAGAAGGUCAGUCGCCCAACUCGGUCGAUAGAGCACAACAUGAUCUGCAUUGUGUACUCGCUCUUCUCAACUUCUUAGGUGUGGAAUGCUUACCUCCUCUUGUUUUUCGCAUGGGUGUCAGGAACAGUUCUCGUCCAAGAUUACUUAAGGUCAUUCUUCCAAAUGAUAGGUUUCAGAAAGAAGUGAUUAGGCUAGCUCCUCGCUUACGUUUUUUUCCUCUCAUAAGGUCUACUUCGGGGCCCUCGCUUGACUUCAGAGAGAGAAAUGCGCAGACCAGAACCUCGGGUGCGAUUGUUUUCAAAAAGUCCCUUAAAGAGGCAUAUGAAAUACUUGUUGUAAACUUGUUAAUAUUAGUGUAUAGAACCCCACUUUGCAAUGCUCAUGACUCUAGCCUUUUACUGAAGGUUAUAAGUGACUUUAGCUGUUAUGAGGCACCCUGCCUACUGGUAGGGGAUUUUAAUCUUGCCGAUGUGGAUUGGAACUCGGUCAACUGUAGCGCUGGUUGUUGCGCCGUAACUAAAGAAUUUGUGGACAUGUUUUAUUCCCAUAAUUUUGUACAGUAUGUAAAAAGCCCCACACGUGGCUCCUCGUAUCUCGAUCUGAUCUUUUGCAACGAUGUCGCGUUGAUCGGGGAGGUUGAAGUACUGCCCCCCAUUGGCAGCAGUGAUCAUGCAUCCGCUGAAUUCACUCUCAACGUUAGUCCACCCACCGUUACUCAGCGAAAAUGGGAAACAUUGACUGGGUUGGUUCCUUCUCUACGG